GAGUUUGGCGCUCGAUUAUUCAGAUCGGUCGAAGUUAAUGCACUGUCCAAAACAUAGCAGCAAGGUCGCGCGGUCGGUCAGUCUUGCGGUGAUGUUGUUGGCCUCAUCCGAGUUCGAUAAAAAUCAACUGUGACAGGUUCUGCCAAUUUCCUUUUGUACCGUACGUUGAUUUUGAGAUACUCAUUUCAGCCCAAACCGAUAUGCAGUGUUUUCGUCAAGUCCGCAUGGUGAGCCGGGCUCUCACCCGUGGAAAAGCAACGUUGCCUGAUCUUCCUUAUGACUAUAAUGCGUUAGAACCGGUCAUUUGUGCUGAAAUCAUGACUCUACACCACUCGAAACAUCAUAACGCUUACGUAACGAACUACAACAUUGCCGCCGAAAAACUGCAAGAGGCCAUACAGAAAAAUGAUACCAAUGCCCAGAUCGCUUUGCAAAACGCUAUUCGUUUCAAUGGUGGUGGACAUAUUAAUCAUUCCAUAUUUUGGCAGAAUCUGUGUAAUCCUAAAGAUUCUGGAGAGCCGAGUGCCGAACUUCUCGCUGCUAUCAAGAAGGACUUUGGCAGUUUUGAAGCUAUGAAGGAUAAGAUGUCGGCAGCCGCCGUCGCAGUUCAAGGAUCUGGCUGGGCCUGGCUGGGCCUCAACAAAGCGAAUAAACAGCUGCAAGUGGCAGUAUGCCCGAACCAGGACCCAUUAGAAGCUAGCACUGGUCUUGUUCCAUUAUUUGGUAUCGACGUGUGGGAGCAUGCAUACUACAUUCAGUACAAGAAUGUUCGCCCUGAUUACGUUAAGGCGAUCUGGAAGGUGGCUAAUUGGAAGGACAUUUCGCAGCGGUUUAUUAAAGCUUAGCGGUUACAGUGACUUUACAUGUUGAUGCCAGGAUAAGAAGUAGAAGUGUAGUUGCGAGAAAGUGGAGUUUCGUUUUAGUUCGUUAAUGAGCAGUAUAUGUUAUGAUAUGUAUCGGUGCCUCGGAUUUACGGGGG
Messenger RNA from Varroa destructor (honeybee mite), 979 nucleotides. It is a transcript of the gene Sod2, whose product is annotated as superoxide dismutase 2. Gene Ontology annotation, molecular function: manganese ion binding; superoxide dismutase activity. Gene Ontology annotation, cellular component: mitochondrion. Lineage: Eukaryota; Metazoa; Arthropoda; Arachnida; Mesostigmata; Varroidae. Gene Ontology annotation, biological process: superoxide metabolic process. The record is from RefSeq and is a predicted model, not a curated record.